This is a messenger RNA of Suricata suricatta (meerkat), 3823 nucleotides long. RefSeq names its product N-terminal EF-hand calcium-binding protein 1-like. The coding region runs from base 1 to 837 and encodes 278 amino acids. Gene Ontology annotation, cellular component: cytoplasm. The record is from RefSeq and is a predicted model, not a curated record. The transcript has 11 exons. Gene Ontology annotation, biological process: regulation of amyloid precursor protein biosynthetic process. Lineage: Eukaryota; Metazoa; Chordata; Mammalia; Carnivora; Herpestidae.
AUGGUGUUCAUUGUGAGUUUUUCAUUUAUGGCCUUCAUUAUGUUGAGAAGCCGGCACAGCCGCCUCACACCAGAACAUGAUGGCUGCAGGGGCUUAGAUCAAAAGGCGGACUACCAAGAGGCCUCCAACUUGGAACAGUUUGUAACUCGAUUUUUAUUGAAGGAGACCUUGAAUCAGCUGCAGUCUCUCCAGAAUUCUCUGGAAUGUGCCAUGGAAACUACGGAGGAGCAAACCCGUCAAGAAAGGCAAGGGCCGACCAAGCCGGAAGUCCUGUUGAUCCAGUGGCCUGGAAAGCGGUCAAGUCGCCGAGUCCAGAGACACAACAGCUUCUCCCCCAAAAGCCCCCAGUUUAGUGCCUGCGGUUCAGGCUCAUUAGAAGAAGACAACCAGUGGAUGACCCAGAUCAAUAGACUCCAGAAAUUAAUUGAUCGACUGGAAAAGAAGGAUCUCAAACUUGAACCACGGGAAGAAGAAGUUAUUGAAGGGAAUACUAAAUCUCACAUCAUGCUGGUGCAGCGGCAGAUGUCUGUGAUCGAGGAGGACCUGGAGGAAUUCCAGCUUGCCCUGAAGCACUAUGUAGAGAGCGCUUCCUCCCAGAGCGGCUGUCUGCGCAUUUCCAUACAGAAGCUUUCCAAUGAAGCUCGCUACAUGAUUUAUGAGUUUUGGGAGAACAGUAGUGUGUGGAAUAGCCACCUUCAGACGAACUAUAGCAAGACAUUCCAAAGAAGUAAUGUGGAUUUCUUGGAAACUCCAGAACUCACGUCUACUAUGCUAGUUCCUGACAGAGUACUCUGGAGGUGGAACUUAAAAGCUUCAUGGUGGAUCCUGAACAACUAGAUGCUCCCAGACAUGUUCCAUAUGGUUCCAAGUGCAAAACAAGUAUUCUUAUCUAAAAUGUGAAUUAGAAAAUUCUCUGUGGUUACUAAUCUACACUAUACUUUUGUUUAAUAUAGUUAGGAAGUGCACUCUUCUAAAAUGUCUCCUAGAUCUUUCAUGUGAAUUUUAGCUAAAUUUAUGAAGUCUGUUUUGCUACAUUGUACCCUAAAACCCUUUAGUGGCAAAAUCCUAAUAUGUGAAACAAGUAUAUGCACAAAGGAACAAAAUUGUGAAAAAGAAAUGAUAAAAUAAUCAAAGUGGGAAUUUUUAAAGUAUUACUUCAUAGGAUAGCUUCUGUGGACUUGUCAUUAGCUAUAAAGGUUAAGUCAAUGUUUUGUCAUUUUUAAGUAACUGAUUUUCUGCGAAUGAAGCUUUAUAUUCUGCAGUAAUGCUCACUGUAUUUGCAACUCAUGAUCUUAUGAAUAUUCACUUUACUGAAAAAGCUAAUCCAUGAUCCAUAAUGAUGUCCUUAUGUGCAGAGAGAAAAGGCCACAGGAAGACACCGUAAGAAGGUGCCUACAGCAAACCAAGGAGAGGCCUCAAAGAAAUCAACCCUGCUAGCACCGUGGUCUUGGACUUCUGCUCUAGAACUGUGAGAAAAUGCCUUUCUGUUAUUUAAAAAAAAAAUUAAUACAUGAGCUUACAACAAUCUUGGCUACAAUCUACAGACUAUAUACUUGUCAUGGUUUUUUGCAAGUGAUAACAAUUCUGUGAUAGUUAUGGCACUAUUUAGUAAUAUUAACACCAUUAUAUCAUUUAUUAGCAUCAUAAUUCCUUGUAAGUUCAACAAAUCAAGAAAAGAGGAGAGUCUUAGUUUGAGAAAAUCAGGUUCAAAUUUUUUGGCAUAUGAUUCAGAGGACUAAUUUUCUUAUAAAGAAAGACAUUUGCACUUUCAAAAUAUUUAAAAAACAAAAUUUUAAUCUAAGUGAACAAGGAAAAAUAUAAAUUAGGGAAUAAAAUGUGGAAGGUAUUGGACAGAAAACAUUUCCCAGUUUCAACACUAGAAUGACAAUUCUAAUUUCAGUAGCACAUUAACCUUGUACCUAAUAUACUCUUCUGUAUAAGGUCAGAUAUUACAUAUUGUUAGAAUCUAUCCUGAUAAAUGCUGCUAGUGAAAAUGCAGUACAUACAGGAGUUUGUUCCCAUGUUAUUCUCUAAUCCAAAUUCCUUUGAAACCACAGGUCUUCAAGGAAAAAACUAUAAUUUUCUUUUUUUUUUCUGUUAGAAAACUCAGAAGAUUGAACUAAAUUUUAUUUUUUAAAUAUAAAAUUUGACCAAAAAUAUUUUCUCAAACUUUGUGUACCCUCCAUUCUCACUCUAAAUAUUUUUUCAUAGCUUUUACUAGACAAGGGCAGUAAAUUUUGACAUAUAUACACGUACACAGACACAAAUGUUGUGUGUGCAUGUGUAUAUAUGUGUGUAUGUCUCUGGUCAUUUCUAAAGAUGACAAACACUGAAACAACACCUGGCUCAACUCUUUUAAUUUAUAUACAAAGCAGAGAACAUUAAUGGAGAUGUACACUGAUUAUUCAAACAAACUAUACAUAUGUACAAAGGCAAACAGGUAAUAGCACAGUCUUUGCGGUCUCACUCUGAUUAUAUACAGUGACUUCUGACAUACUCUUCUUGAAAAGGCUGGUUAUAAAUGGUUUCAAAAAAAUACAAAUUAUAGCCAAUAAAAAGAUAGUAUUAGAUUCAGAAAGUACCUCAGUCUUCUGUCUUCUGAGUAUGAGGCAGUUUCUAAAGUACUGGUGGUAUGACUUCAGAAAGGUCUCUGCCUUUAGUAACAGUGCUGAGCAGAAUGCCUGUUAAGAUCCCAAACUAGAAUAGUUUCUAUCAUAGUUUUUUUAACUAGAGUCAAAAACAACUUGAGAAUAGGUAAGUAAUAAAGCAAACCAAUUUUGUUAUGUGGUAAUACUGAUCCCAGCUCUUACACACAUUACACAUAAACUUUUAUGUGUGUGAGAAUAGACAAUGUAUACAUAUAGAAUGGGAAAAUAGGACAGAAAAUAAAUGAAAAAUCUGGGCCCUAGGUAUAAAUGUAUCACUUUUAAUUAACCCAUAAAUUUAUGGUGGUUUUUUCCUUUUAAAAAAUCUUUUUCUGGGGAACAAAGGAAUGAAAACUAGUGUAGUAAAAGACCAAGAUAGGAAGCUUCCCAUGGACUAAAAGCUUAAAUCUAGGUAAUAAGCCCAAAGACCGGUGAGGAGAAAGGUACUGGUUUUAGGAGUUCAGAAUUCAGCUUAAGGUAAACUUUCUGCCAAAUGAUGGUCUUGAAUGCCUUCCCAGCAGACCUGGGGAUCUGACAAAAUAAAAGUAGGGAAAGUUUACACUUACCUUUACAUCAGCAAAUUUUUUUUUUUUUACAAAAUGCAGGAAUUUAUUAUAUAAAAUUUCUAGGAGCUAAAAGUUUAAAUCCCCAAAUUCUUCAUCCAUUUGUGUUUUUGUUACAAGAAAUUUCGAAUUAAAACUUAAUGUGCCUCAAUUAUUUGCAAAUGCCUACAUUUUUCCUUUUGGAAAUAAUAUCAGUUUCAUUUUGGAAUUUGCCCAACUUCUUCUGUUCAUGUAGUCUGAUUAGAGAAAACCAGUAGCAGCUAUGUUUCACGGUUUCCAAAUUGUCAAACAAUGUUAUCAAAAAACUAGAGACCAAAGAACUGCCUGUUAAAACAUUGUUUUCUGUCAUGGAUAACUAUGCAUUGAACAUCCUGAAUCAUUCUAAGCCUCUGGAGAGAUUGUAAAGCUCCUUUCAAAGUGCUGGAAUGAAAUCAGUGGCAAUCAGAACAAAAGCAACUUUUUAAAAGCAACAAGAAAUUAUGUACCAUAUAUACAUCAUAGCAAAUACUUUAUAUUUGAGAAUCUUUACAGCUUACAUUUCCAGUCCAUUAUUACAAGAGAUGAAAAACAAAAAAAAAACUGCAAGUAGCAUGCAAAUUAUAAAUACAGUCUUCC